Molecule: messenger RNA, 1907 nt
Organism: Amaranthus tricolor (Joseph's coat)
Lineage: Eukaryota; Viridiplantae; Streptophyta; Magnoliopsida; Caryophyllales; Amaranthaceae
Product: AAA-ATPase ASD, mitochondrial-like
Exons: 1
Coding region: 196-1596 (466 amino acids)
Molecular function (GO): ATP binding; ATP hydrolysis activity
Source: RefSeq, a predicted model, not a curated record
GGCUGCUGUUCAAUUUAAAAAUCGCCUUUGACAUGUGAGAACCCUCGUUAAUUGUUACUCCUCCACAGUCCACACCAUCCGCUGAUUAUCACAUAAACAUAAUUAACCCAAUUUCCAAUUCCCACAACUAAUUUGUUGAGUUUAACAUUUAACAAACAUCAAGUUUUUGCGAUUGAAGCUUGAAAUCAACCCAUCAUGGCUGCUGCGAAAGACUUGUUAACUAAUUUCGGUUCUGUAAUUGCAAGUCUGAUGUUCUUCUGGGCAAUUUUUCAACAAUAUUUCCCUCAUCACCUUCGUACUCACUUUGAUAAAUACUCGCAAAAAUUCAUCACCCUUUUCUAUCCUUACAUUCAAAUCACAUUCUACGAAGCCACAGGUGAAAGGUUCAUGCGAAGUGAAGCUUACGUUGCUAUUGAGAACUAUUUGAGUUCAAAUUCAAGUAAACAAGCAAAGAGAUUAAAGGCUGAUUUGCUGAAAAACAACCAAUCUUUGGCUUUAAGUAUGGAUGAACAUGAAGAAGUCGCUGAUGAAUAUAAAAGGGUUAAAAUUUGGUGGGCAUUUGGGAAAAUUGUCAGUAAGCAAGCGACAAUUUCAUUUCAUCCGCUGGCAGAUGAAAAAAGGUUUUACAAGCUGACAUUUCAUAAGAAAAAUAGGGAUCUAAUCAUGGGAGAAUAUCUAAGUUAUGUAAUGAAAGAAGGAAAUGCAAUUAAAGUUAGGAAUAGGCAAAGGAAACUUUACACCAAUAGUGGAGUUCAAUGGAGUCAUGUUGUAUUUGAGCAUCCUGCAACCUUCCGAACAUUAGCUAUGGACCCAAUAAAGAAGGAUGAAAUAAUUGAAGAUUUGAUUACAUUCAGUAAAGGAGAAGAUUUCUAUGCAAGAAUUGGUAGAGCAUGGAAGAGAGGAUACCUUCUGUAUGGACCUCCUGGAACUGGGAAAUCCACUAUGGUAGCAGCAAUGGCAAAUUUACUGAACUAUGACAUUUACGAUCUCGAACUUACUGCGGUUAAAGAUAACACAGAGUUAAGAAGGCUGCUGAUUGAGACCUCGAGCAAAUCGAUUAUUGUCAUAGAGGAUAUCGACUGCUCGAGGGAUCUUACGGGUCAAAGGAAGAAGAAAAAAGAAGAGAAAGUGGAGGAAAAUAUUGCAGAUGAAGAAAAGAAAAUUGCAAUGUCUAUGAUGGGAAGAGAAGAACAGGAUAUGAGUCAAAGCAAGGUUACAUUAUCAGGGUUACUAAACUUCAUUGAUGGGUUAUGGUCAGCUUGUGGUGGGGAAAGGCUGAUAGUUUUUACUACAAAUCAUGUGGAAAAACUUGAUUCUGCAUUGAUUAGAAGAGGAAGGAUGGAUAAGCAUGUUGAACUGUCUUAUUGUGAGUUUGAAGCAUUCAAGAUUUUAGCAUAUAAUUAUCUGAGAAUUAAAUCACAUCCUUUGUUUCCAACAAUUGAGAAGUUGUUGGGUGAAGUUAAGAUGACUCCUGCUGAUGUUGCUGAGAAUUUGAUGCCUAAGACAGCAAAGGCGGAUGCGACUUCCAGCUUAGAGAGCCUCAUUGAUGCAUUAAAGAUGGUUAAGCAGGAAGUAGAGCACACAUCAGAAAGCUAGUACAUGAUUUUGGGCAGAGAAGACCAGUGGGGGCUUCUUUUUUUUUUUUUUUUUUAGAUUGUUAAGUUACUUGAAUAAAUUAAGCCUCAUUGUUCUGUAGUUGAAUUGAUAUUGCAACUCUAAUAAAAGAAUGCCCUUUUGGAUACAUUGAAUUACAGACAGUAGAAAGAACAUUAACUUGCCAUUUUCUGUUUAAUGUUCAAGAAAUCUGAAUUCUUGAUAUAUUGAAUUUAAUGUUUCUGGUAUGGAUAGUUUACUUUAUGAAAUUAGCUGAACACAAGUUGUACAAUAUUGACAUAAAAGAUUGCAAA